AGCAGAGCAGUUGCCAUGCGGAAGUUGGGCGGUUGCCAUGCGGAAGUAGUUCUCUUUGCCGUACAGGAAGGGACAGCGGAGGAAGCCAUGGACUCUGUGCCUUGUGUUCUUCUCACCAGCUGCGAUGCCGGGUUCAGUGAGGAGAAACUGGUGACAGAUAUCAUCGGCACAGACCAGCUUCCGGCGCUUGUACAGGAGACGGAGGGUGUGCGGCAUUACCCCUGGAGGAUAGACAACAAGUACUACACAGCCAUUGUAAAUAUUUGCAUCGUACCCAGCACAACCCAGGUGACCGCUCGUGUAGCCGAGUCUGUCCAGGCCUUCGUCGUGUACUUUGACAGCACAGUGAAAUCUGGUCUGGACACGGUGUCUCCAUGGCUUCCAUUGCUGGAAGAUUGGAUGCUGGAUGUCAUGAUCUUGGUGUGUGACCGGGCUUCUGAUACUGGUGUGAGCCGGCAGACGGCACAGGAGUGGUGUAUCCAACAUGGGUUUGAGCUGGUGGAGCUGAACCCGGAGGAGCUGCCAGAUGAAGAUGAUGAUUUCCCAGAGUCCACCGGUGUUACCCGAAUAGUACAGGCAUUAAAUGCCAAUGUGUGGUCCAAUGUGGAAAUGAAGGAUGAACAGUCCUUUGGGAUCUUCGGCUCCUUGGCGGCGGUGAACCUUAGCACAGAGAGCAGCGGAGAUCCACAGGAUAACGUCUCUGUAUCCAGUGUGGAGGCUGCAGUACAUCCUGCGGAUCCGGGACGAGGUGGAGAUUCUGGAAGUCAUUGCGAUUCUCAGAUUGAGUCUGUUGUGGACCCGAUGCUGGACCUCGAUAUCCGAGAACUCGCCAGUCUCACCUCGGGAGAAGGAGACAUGGAAAACUUUGGCCGGCUUUUCUCUAAACUUCAGGAAAUGAAGGGUAAAAAAAAAAACUACUUUGGAGAUAAAGCUGCGACAUUACCGCAUGAACAAAGAAAAUUGCACGCAGAAAAGGUUGCCAAAGCUUUCUGGCUGGCCAUUGGUGGAAAUCGUGAUGAAAUUGAAGGCAUUUCCUCGGAGGAUGAGAACUGAUGGCUGUAAGCAUAGCGGGGCUGAUUUCCGUAAAACUGGAGUUCAUAUUGUAGCUGUUAUCUCUAAAGACCAAUCAAAUUUCACCUUCUAUUUUCUCACCCGGUGAUGGAAUUUAGUCAAAGUUUCUGAUUGGUUGGUUGAUAUUUCCAGCAACUCCCAGUUUUUUAUAAAUCAGCCUUUUACGGCAUUAACACUAGUUUACCUGCAUCACUUACUUUUGGAUACCAGAGUCGCAUUCUGCUGCAGUGUCUACAGUUACCCGACGUCCUUACUGCCAGCACGUGUCUGGGGCUCUCCAUACGUGGGUUAGAUAUCAUAAUAAUUGUGUAUUUAUUAGGAGGCAACAAAUAUUAAUAAACUGUUUUAUAUUCAUUACA
Rana temporaria (common frog) is the source of this 1430-nucleotide messenger RNA. RefSeq names its product alpha and gamma adaptin binding protein (gene AAGAB). The coding region runs from base 16 to 1053 and encodes 345 amino acids. The record is from RefSeq and is a predicted model, not a curated record. The transcript has 10 exons. NCBI's taxonomy places the organism in Eukaryota, Metazoa, Chordata, Amphibia, Anura, Ranidae.